GUAGAAGAAGAAGGAGGAGGAGAAGAAGAAGAAGAAGUAAACAGGACACAGGACACAGAUCACCUUGUUGCACCAUGCAGCUGUUUACCAAAGCUCUGUGUGUUUCUCCACGUGUGUGUCACCUCGCAAACUCACAGUUCAACGCGGCGGCGGCGAACAGAACCGGAAGCCUCUGGAACCAGCUGAGGAGCUUGUUUCACCUCCCGGCAGUUGGUCCUCUCUCUGAACACACGCGGCCCGGCCGGACUCCUCCCCGCCGCCCUGCGAACACAUGCCUGACAUCAGGUCUCCUGUGUCAGUGGUUUGAGAGCAGAUAUGACGGCGACAUGUGGAGGAGAAACAUCCACGUGACACCACCAGGGCUCGAGAAAUCCAUCACAAGUGAGCUGUCAGAAGCGGCAUAUGAGAAACUGGCAGAGGAGACGUUGGAGGCUCUCGCAGAGUACUUUGAAGACAGGAUGGACGAUCCUUUCACUGGGGCGGACUAUGACGUCGUCUUCUCUAGUGGUGUGUUGACGGUGAAAGUGGGCGGGGACCACGGCACCUACGUCAUCAACAAACAAACCCCGAACAGACAGAUCUGGCUUUCUUCGCCCACCAGCGGACCAAAGCGCUACGACUGGACAGGUGAGCGUUGGGUCUACGCUCACGAUGGUAUGAGCCUCCACCAGCUGCUUUGCAAAGAGUUUUCCAUCAUCUUCGACAAAAACAUGGACCUCUCUCAUAUGCCUUAUUCCUGAGACCCCCCCAUCCCCCUCACCUACUGACGACCUGCUCAUUGUACAACUACUGUUCCAUCGUAUUGGAGCCAAAGACCCACAACUAUUGUAUAUAUAUAUGCUCCAUCUCCACAGUACAUUAUAAACUACUGUGAAGCCUUUAAGAGAACAGCUGCUGUUAACUUCUGUGACAAUGUUACACAUUUCCAUGAAAUACAUGUGGAGUUAUCCCAUAUUCAGUUCCAAUAUAAUCUCACCAUGUCAACAUCUAAUUAGUUCUGAACGUCACCGGAUCCCCAGCAACAUUUUGUUGUUUUUCAUUUGAUCCAGUUCAUUUUGUUGCUGAUUUUAAUUUAUUUUAAUGUGUUCGGGACCAUACGGAGUGGUAAACGUUAAAGGGAACAUUGUACCAGAGUCAGUCUAAAGCUCAGCGCCGUCGGGAUCUUAAAGUAUCGGCCGAUAUUAUCGGUCGGGCUCUAGUCCUGACUGAACUUUAGGUUUACCUCUGGGUUUUCAGUCCUAUGAAGCUGGUUCACCUUCUCACCGUGGUAACGUACACUUCACGUCGACCCUGUUCCAGAGCAUUGGACACUUUUACGAACCGAUCAUGCUGAUAUUUGUUCUUUUUGCUCCUCUGUAGCUUCUCCCAGUUCUAAGUAAAUUCACAUUUCUUGUUUUGAUUGUUCUUUUAGGGUUUCUGUUAAUUCAUGAGUGAAGUGUGUCUGUAUAUACUAAAGACAAUCACAAGAUUAUUCUUAAUUCUCCACAUAUUUUAGCCGUUUACUGUAAUAGGAUGAUUGUUCUCAUCCUCUUAAUUUAUUCAAUAUCAGCCAAGUCGUUCAGUUUAGUAACCUCAACAAUGUACAGAGAACCGUUCACUCACAUCAUAAUUCAUGUUCCAGCAAAUAAAGCAGAACAAGAGCGUUUUGGAACUUGGUGACUUGAACCUGCAAGAUGAUUGAACUGAACAGUUGCAGACUGCAGCUCUCUACAUGAUUCUUGAGUUCAAUUCAAUAAAGCGAUUUGAAACCAA
Scophthalmus maximus (turbot) is the source of this 1752-nucleotide messenger RNA. RefSeq names its product frataxin (gene fxn). The record is from RefSeq and is a predicted model, not a curated record. Lineage: Eukaryota; Metazoa; Chordata; Actinopteri; Pleuronectiformes; Scophthalmidae. Gene Ontology annotation, cellular component: mitochondrion. Bases 75 to 740 code for a protein of 221 amino acids. Gene Ontology annotation, biological process: iron incorporation into metallo-sulfur cluster; intracellular iron ion homeostasis. The transcript is spliced from 6 exons. Gene Ontology annotation, molecular function: ferric iron binding; ferroxidase activity; ferrous iron binding.